GGCUGCUCAGACGCCAAUACUUGUCUUGGUCAUUCUGUUGCCGUUUUGAUCCAUGUGUGAAGAGUCAUAGGAUUCACGGGGCUCUUUUUUAGACGCUGUUCUUCCAUUUUUUAGAUAUAAUCGCCAACGUGGUCAGUCAUUCUCUUAAGCGGCUAGAUUGGGUGUAUCCCUUACUCGUCAGUAAAUAUGGCGCAACGAGCCGUGCUCUUCUUCGACAUUGACAAUUGCCUGUAUCCUAUCGGCACCCAAAUCCAUCCUAUCAUGUCUAAUUUGAUAGAUAAAUUUUUCAUGACUCAUCUUUCUCUGUCCGAAGAGGAUGCCACAGCUUUGCAUCAAAAAUACUACAAGGAUUAUGGACUCGCAAUCGAAGGCUUGGUGAGACACCACAGCGCCAUAGAUCCUCUGGAGUUCAAUGCUCAGGUGGAUGAUGCCCUGCCACUCGAGGACAUCCUUAAACCGGACGAAGAAUUGCAAAAGCUUCUCGCAGACCUUGACACGACCAAGGUCAAACCUUGGCUGUUCACCAACGCGUAUGUAACUCAUGGAAGGCGCGUCGUCCGGCUGUUGGGUGUCGAGAAAUACUUUGAGGGAUUGACAUACUGUGACUAUGCCGCACCCGAGGGUCGGAUAAUAGCGAAACCAAGCAGAGAAAUGUUCGCCAAGGCCAUGAGGGAAGCCGGCGUUGAAGAUAUGAAAGACUGUUUUUUUGUUGACGACUCAUACAUGAAUGUGAAGGCGGCUGCAAGUUUAGGCUGGACCGCAGUCCAUCUGCUGUACCCGUCACAGCCCCGUCCUCCCACUCCUGCAUCAGAAUAUCAGAUCCAGAAUUUGCAGGAGUUGCGGAAAAUCUUCCCACAAUUCUUCAAAUCCACAAAUUCAGUUUUGUCUUAGUAGCAAGGCCUUGAACAACGCGUGGUGACAUCCAGGCAGUAGGGUCACGAAGACAACGAAAAAUACCAUAGAUCUAAAAAUGUAGAACGCAAAUAUAAAGCACCGACCUCUGGUUAUCGUACAAAUCCAUGCUAUCGUCAAGUUCCGUGUGGAUGAUCUCUCCUGCAGAGCUUCACAGCGAGCGCCUCGAUCUCGUAUGGAUUUCAGUGAAU
Messenger RNA from Verruconis gallopava, 1103 nucleotides. Its product is annotated as pyrimidine 5'-nucleotidase. Gene Ontology annotation, molecular function: nucleotidase activity. The transcript is spliced from 3 exons. Gene Ontology annotation, biological process: pyrimidine nucleobase metabolic process; nucleotide catabolic process. Bases 187 to 891 code for a protein of 234 amino acids. NCBI's taxonomy places the organism in Eukaryota, Fungi, Ascomycota, Dothideomycetes, Venturiales, Sympoventuriaceae. The record is from RefSeq and is a predicted model, not a curated record.